Chelmon rostratus (copperband butterflyfish) is the source of this 1579-nucleotide messenger RNA. RefSeq names its product RAB3C, member RAS oncogene family (gene rab3c). The transcript is spliced from 5 exons. Gene Ontology annotation, biological process: protein localization to plasma membrane; regulation of exocytosis; protein secretion. NCBI's taxonomy places the organism in Eukaryota, Metazoa, Chordata, Actinopteri, Chaetodontiformes, Chaetodontidae. Gene Ontology annotation, cellular component: endosome; plasma membrane; synaptic vesicle. The record is from RefSeq and is a predicted model, not a curated record. The coding region runs from base 1 to 678 and encodes 225 amino acids. Gene Ontology annotation, molecular function: GTP binding; GTPase activity.
AUGGACUUGUACGGGAAGAUGGCUGCCACUCAGGAUGUGAAAGGGAAGGGCGAGGGAGGGGACCAAAACUUUGACUACAUGUUCAAGCUGCUGAUCAUCGGCAACAGCAGCGUGGGCAAGACGUCUUUCCUGUUCCGCUACGCCGACGACGCCUUCACUUCGGCCUUCGUCAGCACAGUGGGCAUCGACUUCAAAGUGAAGACUGUGUACAAGAACGACAAGAGGAUCAAACUGCAGAUCUGGGACACAGCAGGCCAGGAGCGCUACAGGACCAUCACCACUGCGUACUACCGCGGGGCCAUGGGCUUCAUCCUAAUGUACGACAUCACCAAUGAGGAGUCCUUCGGCGCUGUGCAGGACUGGUCAACCCAGAUAAAAACCUACUCGUGGGAUAAUGCACAGGUGGUGCUUGCUGGAAAUAAGUGCGAUAUGGAAGAGGAGAGAGUGGUCUCAGUGGAUAGCGGCAGACUGCUGGCAGAACAGUUGGGCUUUGAGUUCUUCGAGACCAGCGCCAAGGACAACAUCAACGUGAAGCAGACCUUUGAACGUCUCGUUGACCUAAUUUGCGACAAGAUGUCCGAGAGCUUGGACACUGAUCCGGCCGUCACCACGGGAGCUCCCACUGCCAAACUCACGGACAGCGCUCCGCCCCUGCAGCAGCCUGGAUGCAACUGUUAGUGCCUGCUGUCAGGAGGCAAAGGGAGGGCAGCGCAGGUCCCGUAAGGUGGUAGAGCGUGCAGAGUUUUGUUCUCCCUCAGCGUUGUCACUCCCGCUAGUGCUGCUUUCUCUGGACUACAGUUCAAACCCUGUUUAGUCGUAGAAUUACAAAAUCCAGUCGUAUUAGCUCUCAACCUUAUCACCUUAUAUCAAGAGCAAAUAACCAGACAUGGCUACUGCAAAAUGUGUAACAUUACAGGAUAGCUAGAACAUAGAGACACCAUAUUCUCAUUCUUUAGCUAGUUAGUAUGGUUAUGAACCAAGUAUGUUUGAUAAGGCUGGAAACAGUCCAUAGUCACGAUGUACAGUUAAUCCUCAAGACCUUUAACAUCUUUAAGACCUAGAAUAAUUAUAAAAUGAGGGAUAGAGUCAGUGAGUGCUUUAAACUUUCCUUUUUUGUACAGUGUGGGUAUUUUCCUUUUAUAGGAUUAUUUUGUCUCCUAAAGCUGCCAAAUCUAUGAUUUAAUGCACUAUAGGAUGUAGCGGCUUUCUUUUGUGUAAUGAUUGUGUGACUGUUGUGUGACUGUGCAGUGCGCAAGUGUGGGUUUGCAUGGGCAUGAGUGCAAAUGAAUGCGACUUAGUCAUCUGAAAAUCAUCUACCUUGGAUUAAAAAAGUGGCCUUUUAGCAUCUCCAACACGGCCUCUGUAAGUCUCCUCUGUCAUGCUUAUUUUUGGAUUGAAUUCAGUACGUAUAAUGUUGAUGUGAGUACUAUUCCACGUUUUGCUGUCUGUAGAUGUGUGAUUUCGCUGGUAAGUAUAUCUGUAAAUCUUAAAAGCGACUAUUUCUGUGUGCUUAGCCUCUAAGAUGACCCCUUUAUAGUUUGAUGCGAUGAGCAUGCUGCCAAAAAGUCAAUCAUAUGUA